AGCUGUGUAUUUAAGACUUGUUUGAGACGGUGGUGACGCACUCCUAGAACAUGGAGCCACCUGCAUCUGGUCACGGGUCUAAACCCAGGUCUGAACCUGUUGAUAGAACUUCAUUUGAGAGAUGUGAAUCCUCCGAUGAUGAAGAGUAUACAGACACUCCUGCUAAAGACCACAGCUCCUACAACACGGCGAUGAGACCUGAAUCUGGUCCCGGGUCUAAACCCAGGUCUGAACCUGUUGAUAGAACUUCAUUUGAGAGAGGGGAAUCCUCCGAUGAUGAAGAGUAUACAGACACUCCUGCUAAAGACCACAGCUCCUACAACACGGCGAUGAGACCUGAAUCUGGUCCCGGGUCUAAACCCAGGUCUGAACCUGUUGAUAGAACUUCAUUUGAGAGAUGGGAAUCCUCCGAUGAUGAAGAGUAUACAGACACUCCUGCUAAAGACCACAGCUCCUACAACAUGGAGCCUCCUGCAUCUGGUCACGGGUUUAAACCCAGUCCUACUCCUGCUCCCAACUCUCUGUGUCUGAAAAGUGACCACUCUAAGGACUUUUUUCAAGAGUUUAGAGAUAUUCCUGCUAAAGUCAAGAGGGAGCCAGGCCCAAAGGAGCAGCUGGAUGCCAUAUUCAAGCAUCUGGAGGAGGACGUCCUGACUUUUGUCAAAGAGCAGCUGCAGAGGCUCCACAGGCUCCUGGCCUCAGAUUACCCAGAAUGCUCUGAGAGUGAGGAGGAGGAGCAGAGCAGCAGAGAGGCGGUUCUGAACAUCACCCUGGACUUCCUGAGGAGGAUGGACCAGGAGCAGCUGGCCCAGCGCCUGCAGGACAGAAACACUGUUGGAGUUUGUAAAGAUAAACUGAAGAGGCAUCUGCAGCAGAGGUUCAGUCGAGUGUUUGAGGGCGUGGCUAAAGCAGGAGACUCCACCCCCCUGACCCAGAUCUACACAGAGCUCUACAUCACAGAGGGCGGAGCCUCAGAGGUCAACCAGGAACAUGAGGUCAGACACAUGGAGACUGCAUCCAGGAGACCAGCUGUUCCAGAGACCACCAUCACAUGUGAAGACCUCUUUAAACAGCCUGAAGACAGACACAAAAAUAUCAGAGUUGAGGAGACUAUGAAAAAGAGCACACUUUCAACAAUAGUUACAAAUACUCUUCCUGGACCAAUUAAAACAGAGCAGACAAAGCAAUCAGUGAGAACACAGGCAAAGGCACCAAUCCAGACAGUGCUGACGAAGGGUGUGGCCGGUGUAGGGAAAACAGUGCUAACUCAGAAGUUCUGUCUGGACUGGGCUGAAGGCAGAGCCAACCAGGACCUCCAGCUGCUGUUCCCGUUCACUUUCAGAGAGCUCAAUGUGCUGAGAGACACACAGUUCAGCCUGGUGGGACUGAUGCACCACUUCUUCAGUUCAUCCAAAAGUCUCCGCAGCUUCCAACAGCUCCAGGUGCUGUUCAUCUUUGACGGUCUGGACGAGUGCAGACUUCCUCUGGACUUCAGCAGUACUCAGGUCCUGACCGACCCCACAGAGUCCACCUCAGUGCAUGUGCUGCUGGUGAAUCUCAUCAGGGGGAGCCUGCUUCCCUCUGCUCAUGUCUGGAUAACCACACGCCCUGCUGUAGCCAAUCAGAUCCCUGCUGAAUGCAUUUCCAUGGUGACAGAGGUGCGAGGGUUCGCUGACGUGCAGAAAGAACAGUACUUCAGGAAGAGGUUCAGAGACCAGGCCACAGCCGUCAUCUCCCACAUUAAGAGCAUCCGCAGCCUCCACAUCAUGAGUCACAUCCCGAUCUUCUGCUGGAUCCUCUCCACAGUUAUACAGAAGCUUCUGGAACAAACAGAGAAACUAGAGCUUCCCCGGAAUCUCACACAGAUGUACAUCCACUUCCUGGUGGUGCAGGCCAAAGUUCAGAACAUCAAGUACCACCAGGGAUCAGAGGUGGACCUUCACUGGACUCCAGAGACCAGGGAGAUGAUCUGGUCUCUGGGAAAACUGGCCUUUGAGCAGCUGAAGAAAGGAAACCUGAUCUUCUACGAGUCUGACCUGAGCGAGUGUGGCCUGGACGCUGCAGCAGCCUCAGUGUACUCCGGAGUGUUCACACAGGUCUUUAGAGAGGAGCCAGGCCUGUACCAAGACAAGGUCUACUGCUUCAUCCAUCUGAGUGUGCAGGAGUUUCUGGCUGCGCUUCACGUCCAUCAGACCUUCUUCAGCUCUGGAGAGAACCUGCUGAAGACACCACACUGCUCUCAGCAUCCUGAGUCUGAGUCAGUCUUCUAUCAUUCUGCUGUAGACCAGGCCUUACAGAGUCCAAACGGACACCUUGACCUCUUUCUUCGCUUUCUCCUGGGACUUUCUCUGCUAACCAAUCAGUGCCUACUUCGGGGUCUGCUGACUCAGACGGGAAGUGACCGGACCAAUCAGGAGACAGUAAAACACAUCAAAGAGAAGCUGAAUGAAAAGGGUCUGUCCGCAGAGAGAAGCCUGAACCUGCUCCACUGUCUGAACGAGCUGAAUGACCACAGUCUGGUGGAUGAGAUGCUUAGAUACAUGAGAGAAGGACGAAUUUCCACAUUAAGUUCUCCUGCUCUUUGGUCGGCUCUGUCCUUCCUCUUACUGUCCUCAGAGUCAGACCUGGAGGAGUUUGACCUGAAGAAAUACCAGGCCUCAGAGACAGCUCUCCUGGGUUUACUGCCGGUGGUCAAAGCCUCCACCAAAGCCCUUCUGAUUGGCUGUGGCCUGUCCGCUCACAGCUGUGGUCCUCUGGCCUCAGUCCUCAGCUCCUCCAGUCUCACACACCUGGAUCUCAGUCACAACGACCUCCAGGACUCAGGAGUGGAGCAGCUGUGUUCUGGACUGAAGAGGGCCCCCUGCAGACUGGAGACUCUCAGACUGUCUGGAUGUCUGGUCUCAGAGAGGGGCGGGGCCUCUCUGGCCUCAGCUCUGAGCUCCGCCCCCUCCCAUCUGAGAGAGUUAGACCUGAGCUACAACCAUCCAGGACCCUCAGCUGAGCUCCUGACCACUCUACGGGACGACCCCCACUGCCCCCUGCAGUCUCUCAGGUUGGAUCCUGCUGGAGAACAGUGGAUGGUCCCAGGUCUGAGGAAGUAUUCCUGUGAGUUUUCUCUGGAUCCAAACACAACGCACAGAAAACUCAAACUGUCUGAGGACAAACAGACAGUGACCUGUGUGAGAGAGGAGCAGCAGUAUCCAGAUCAUGAGGACAGAUUUGCAGACUAUCGUCAGGUCCUGAGCUCCACUGGCCUGAGGGGGCGCUGUUACUGGGAGGUGCAGUGGAGCAAUUGUGCUGAAAUAGCAGUGAGUUACAAAGGAAUCAGACGGAGAGGAAAGAGGGAGCAGUGUGAGUUUGGAGGGAAUGACCAGUCGUGGAGUCUGAAGGUCUCUUUUGGGCGUUACUCUCUCUAUCACAACCACGGGCAAACAGACCUGCUCUCCUCCUCCUUCUUUUCCUCUUUACGUGGCUCAGGUCGAGUGUCUGUGUUCCUGGACUCUGAGGCUGGAUCUCUGUCCUUCUAUGAGGUCCACUCUGAUGGAAAACUGUUCCAUCUCCACACCUGCAGCUCUUCCUUCACUGAGCCUCUGUUUCCUGGGUUUGGAGUGAUGUUUGAAGGUGACUCUGUGUCUGUGGUGGAUCUGUGGUGAGUGCCCUGUGGUGGACAUAUGUGACUUUUAUGAUAUAAUGAUCCUGUCCAUCUAUCUGUUCUAAAUCAGUAAAAAU
Periophthalmus magnuspinnatus is the source of this 3729-nucleotide messenger RNA. RefSeq names its product NACHT, LRR and PYD domains-containing protein 12-like. Lineage: Eukaryota; Metazoa; Chordata; Actinopteri; Gobiiformes; Gobiidae. The transcript is spliced from 12 exons. The record is from RefSeq and is a predicted model, not a curated record. Bases 51 to 3653 code for a protein of 1200 amino acids. Gene Ontology annotation, molecular function: protein binding.